This is a messenger RNA of Panicum virgatum (switchgrass), 601 nucleotides long. RefSeq names its product rapid alkalinization factor-like. Bases 86 to 406 code for a protein of 106 amino acids. Lineage: Eukaryota; Viridiplantae; Streptophyta; Magnoliopsida; Poales; Poaceae. The transcript has a single exon. The record is from RefSeq and is a predicted model, not a curated record.
CAGGACUGCACGGGAGCAUUCUACAUUUCUACUGCAGCAGCGAGAGUGCAACACCCGGCAGACGGCAGCCGGUCGGGAGCGCACGAUGCCGCUACGGAGCGGCGCGGCGCUCGCGGUCGUUGUCGCUGUCGUGCUCCUCAUCGUGGCGGCCACCCCGCAGCGGAGCGCCGCCGCCGCCCACGGCGGCGGCAUGGCCUCCGGUACGGGCACAGUGGGUGAGUGCGUGGACGACGGUGCGGUGGCGAGGAGGGAGCUGGGCGGGAACGGCUACAUCGGCUACGCCGCGAUGAGCGCCGGCAACGUGCCGUGCUCGUACCGCGGCGCGUCCUACUACAACUGCCGGCCGAGCGGCGCCGCCAACCCCUACUCCCGCGGCUGCUCCGCCAUCACCCAGUGCAGGGGCUAGCGAUCGGCCCGGGUCGACCUGGGUCCAUGGCGCCACGGUCUGAUGAAUGCAAGCUCCAUGUACUUCGUUCAGUUCUUGCACCUUGUACUUUUGUUUUCGCUUUCGAUUUUUGGUGUUCGUUGGUGCUCUUGUGUUCCAUAGUUGACACGGAACAAGAUUAUUGCUACAUAGUUAUUUACUUUGUAAUUGGCAUUA